AUGUCACCACCUCGACCUAUUACAGGAAGAAUUGGUAGUCGGAUUAAGGUUGUACUUCCAGAUGAUGGAAAUUCCUGGUUGCUCGUAUUGGAUCAUGAUGAUGGAAACCGAGAGUGGCAGUCUCAAGAUUGGAGAUCAAUUCCUAAUGGAUUGUCCAAACAAAUAAAAAUUGCAAAGCGAAAGGGAGAAAUGUCCAAGACGUUGAUUUCGGUCCUGAUGAUACGUGGUAUGUCCAUGGAGCCAAACCCGAUGGUCGUUGGUCUGGUGGUUUGGAUCAAGCACAUUCCAGCGUUGUAUACUGUAAAAACUGUGCCACGUGAAGCAGAUGAGCGCAUUUCAGAAUUGACAUCACCGAUACCAGUCAGCAUCCCUGAACAGCAUACCCAAUCCAAGGGGACAUUCUCAGAGCAUCCUCUUGCAGUAGCUUGCGCAAUGGGAAAACGCAAGCCUGUUCCAAAACGAAAUGCAAAUCCCACAGUGUCCGAAGUUGUGCCACCAGUGCCUCCGGAGAAUACGGAAGAGGAAAAGCAAAGGAAACGACGACGACUGAUCAUUGAUGAUAACGAAGAUACGGUCUUUGAAGAUCCUAAUGAUGAUUCAGGGCAUAAUGAAGAAGUCGUUGUGGUUGGUGUCUCUUCGGACAAUGAGAAUGGGAAGCAUGAUAAUGCUGCUGAUACUUCUGAAAAUGAUGAUUCAAGCGACAGUUCCACCAUUCGACUACCACAGCAUGAAGUCUUGGCGCAAGCUCUGAAUGAAAUAUUCUCCUCUCAUGUUCAACGAUCAUCCAAUUGUUAUGAGCAAGCCAAUCGUUCACUUCGCCUCAUAUCAGACAAGAAUCAUCUUGAGAUUUGUUUGAAGUGUGUUGUCUUUGAGAAGGAGUAUGAGGGAAACUCCUCAGCUGUACUUUCUGCAAUUAUGGAACAUGGUAUGCUUUGCGUCCAUGUCAGUCAUAAUGAAGGAAAAGGUAUAGAGAUACCGCCUAGGCGGCACUGCAUUUUCCAGAGACAAUUCCAGCCUCCUGAAAAGCUCAACGAAAGAACGAAAUCCUAUAGUUUGCAAAUCUCAAUAACAGAUGCCGCGUUUGAAUUGGCGGCACCAGGGGAAGUCUCUACCUAUCUCCUAGGAACAAAUUCUAUCCGAAUGCGAACACACAAGAGCCUUCGUAGCACACUUGCGCUUCGAAAAGCCCUAGCACAAAUCUUUCCGAAAUCCUUGAUUCAUGCGGUCGACAACGAUCCAUCGGGCAAGAAUAUGGAACCGAUCCGGGCAAGCUUUGUCUACCAGCUAAUUGACAAUUGCCGUUUUGAACAGAGAUGUAAGGAAAUGAAAGAGAAAGGCGACGAUGCCCCGCCGCGAGUUGUGGAUGGAUUACAGCCAGAAAUGCGGGAGUAUCAGAGUUUUGCUGUCGAAUGGAUGCUACGUCGAGAACAACAGGAGGCGAACAAAGAUGACGGGAUAUGGCAAGUAUGCUGGCUUGUCCUUUGUCAUGAUGGUGUGACACCUUUGACUAGAUUUCUGGAGACACAAGAGGAUAGACAAGACCAGCAGUUUGACCCGUUGGUAUUUUUGAAUCCCUUCACUGGUGCCUUAUGCCGUAGCUUACAAGAGGCACGGUUAGCUUCAGUUGGACCCAAAUGCGCUGGAGUGCGAGGCGGCAUUUUGGCGGAAAGUAUGGGCCUAGGAAAAACAGUAGAGGUUCUGGCAUGCAUCUUGUCACACCCGAGACCAAUGGAUGAUACCACGAAUGUGUCAUUAGAAACAAUACUUGCCGAGGAACAGGGAAUUAAGGGUGUGGCAUUCCAACAGACACUAUCGGAGCUUCAGGAUCCCUUGAGCUAUAAAAACGAUCAUAGGUGUCCCAGCUGUAGCGCUAAAUCUUGUUCAAAGGAGCCAAUUAAGUCACGGGGCACACUAAUCGUGACACCUCCUGCAAUUUUGGAACAAUGGGCACGAGAAAUAAGGAGACAUUCAUCUAAAACAUUGAAGAUUGUCAUCUACCGUGGAGUGAAGCAGCUAUGCGACGGCAAGAUUGAUGUGGAAGAGCGCUUGCUGAUUCAUCCACAUGUUCUGGCUGAUGCAGAUAUUGUAUUGACAACCUUCCCAGUCUUGAAUUCCGAGUUACCACACAGUGACAAUCAAUUCUUGAAUGGAGGCAAAUCCUUUCGAGCCAAAAAGAGGUACAGGGUGGUUCCGUCGCCUCUGAAUAGUAUACAGUGGUGGCGGAUUUGUCUGGACGAGGCACAACGAGUCGAAGGAACUGCUGCUGCUGCCGCAAAAAUGGCGCUCAGACUACAUGCCAAGCAACGAUGGUGUGUGACGGGAACUCCCAUUGGGCGUGGAAAGCUUGAUGACUUGUAUGGUUUACUUCUCUUUAUUGGCAUCAUGCCCUUUCAGCUGAAAGACUCGUUUCGACAUUGUCACCACAGCUUUCUUCCUGGACUGGAGGAACGGAUAAAGCACAUGUUGUAUCCUAUCUUUUGGCGAAGUACGAAAUCCAAUCCACACAUUCGAGUGCAGCUUGGAAUUCCGGAACAGAUCGAAAGGAAAGUCGUUCUGGACUUCUCGUCCAUCGAGCGCCACUUUUACAAGAAGCAACUGGAGCAAACACUUCUAGUCGUCAACGAAGGAUUGAAAGGAAAAAAGAAAAUGGAACGGAUAUCCGGCGGAUUGCAUUCUCUUCGUGCCGCGUGUUGCCAUCCCCAAGUUGGAUCAUCCGGAAUACAAAAAUUGGGACGAAGAGGUGCUAGUGGCCUGUCAAAUCGAGUUCUGAGUAUGCAGCAAGUUUUGGAUAAGAUUAUCGACGAUGCUCGGACAAAGUGUGAGGAAUCGCAGCGCAUUGCCACUUUGCACACAAACGCUUUGGCUUGCAUAUCGAAGUUGAAAGUCGAACUGAAGCAGUGGGAAGAUGCCCCUUUUCAAGUGCAAGAGAGCGACGAAACUCUACUUGACACCAGUUCAAAGUUAUACUCGGAGGCUCUCGAGCUGACUGACAAAAAUGCAGAACCAAGUCCAGUUGUCGGAGAAGCUAUUAUUAGUGGAUGCGAGUCAUUGGAGGGUCAAACAGAAGUCUGUAGAGAUGGUCGGGUCGUUCUAAGAUGGAAACUCGAAGACCCAAAGAAUGAUUUCAGCACGCUGGACGAUGUUUGGGCUAAUGCAGAAUUUAGCUCUGGGAAGAAGUUGACAGCGUUCAAAGUGAGACCGCUCGUUUCAUCUUAUGGCACUUCUGCGACACACAUUAUCCCAAAAACAUGCGUCUUGCAAGUUGCGCUUGCUUCAUUGGGUGGCUCAUUUGUCGAUGUUCGAAGGUUCUCCUUUGAUAAACAAGCUGCAACUGAUUGGCUGUCAUUCGGCGGGAUCAGAACAAAUCGAUCCAAGAUCUGGCGUAUUCGCAUCGAAAGUGCGUUCUCGCCGAAGGCUCCAAUGGAUGGAAACAACGAUUCCUCCAUUGUUGGCUUGGAAGUCAAUUUCAUGGAGCCGUCAGUUGGGCAAGAUGAUCUUCAGCGGAUGCAUAUUCUUCAUAAUUCAACGAAUGUGGUCGACUCACUGAUCCAGCUCAAGAGAAAUUCACCCGAUCCAUCGUCUGGUGAAGCUCUGAAUGGUCUCGAGACUAGACUUAAGAAAUUCAACGGUGAGUUGACCACUCUUGAGUCCAACUACUUGGGCUUUGCAAAAUCGAAUCAUCGCGCUUCGCAAGUUCAGCUUCAACAACUUCGAAAGCAACAAUAUCGAUUGGAAGAAGAAUUCUAUAGACUUUCCGGCCAAGAAAAGCUGAAGAAGAAAGAAAAAGAACGAUGGUGGCAAGACCUGCUGUCGCUACUGGCAGUCGAUGUGGAUGGCAAGAGACUUUCUUCCCAUGCUAAGGAUUACUUGUGCAAUGUAGUUAAGAACGAUCUCUACGAACUGUUCAAUGGCGAUUUCAGUCAUGGUUCGACAGGCUUUCCUCAAUUUGAAUCCAUCGCUGGUUUGCAAAUGGCAUUGCAAUCACGUCUUGAGCGGUUGCAUUCUUCCCGGAUGUGGAUGAAGCGCGUCGUUGAGUUGUCUGACGACCCGUCAAUGGGUGAGAUUCUAGAGAACUCGACGUGUCGCAAGUGCCGAGCAGAUUGGUUUCAAACCGGACCAGUGUGUCGUCAUUGCAAGUUGGAGGAAACCAUGUUGGAAUACGAGACUGGUCUCAACGACCGUGUCUUUCUCACCAUCCUAAAGUCUAUUGCGCGGUGGCUGUCAGACGUACCAUCGAAAUAUCAUUUGGGACAUGGACAAGUCCUCGACAUGGUCGUUAGUUAUCAGGAUCAAGCAGAUGCAUACUUGAAACUUGUGGAAUGUGAACGAAAAGAACUAGCUGCUGCCAAACGACAUUGGCGAGUUCACUUUGAUAUGUUAUCGGACUAUGACGAAUUGAAUGCCUGCAAAAGCACGAUGCGACUUCCACGGGUUGGAGAAAAGCUGAGCUCUCUGCCUCAACAAGAGCUGGACAGAAUUGUGAUUCCACGCAAUAUGCCAGCACUGGUAAUGGAUCACAAGGUAAAGCAGGCUAGUGCGCUAGCAGCGCUACGUCGUGACAUUGCUUGCUUGCGGUAUCUAAAGAACCAAUCCGUGGAACAAGGUCGAUCUACUGAUGAUGAAACGAAAAAGGAGAAACCGACAUGCCCAGUCUGUCUCACAGAAUUUGGUUUGGCGGAUCGAGCCGUUUUGAAAUGUGGACACUCCUUGCACACAAAGUGCAUUGACGAAAUAUUGAAGAGAAGUUCUGGUAGCAGCAGUAUUGUUCGUUGUCCCAUGAAAUGUCUCAGUAUGACGAGCCGAGACGAAAUAUUGAUUGCCGCCGCAGAGGAUUCACUGAAACAGCAAGAUCCAAGGAGCACUGUUAUUGUUCACAAUAAUAAUAAGAAGUUUGAAGGAUCCUGGGGCACCAAAGUGGAUCGCUUGAUUGGAGAUUUGAUGGAAGUUAUAGAGAAAGGAGAACGAUGCCUUGUCUUUUCGCAGUGGGACGAAAUGCUGGCCAUUGUCGAGAGUGCAUUGUUUGCGAACAAGAUUGCAUUUACGCACCCCAAAGGUGCCAAAUCCUUUGGUGCCAGCGCCCAAGCCUUGCGGUCGACCUGCCAAGUCAUGCUUUUAAAUGUCAAGAGCGGUGCCGAAGGUCUGACUCUGGUCGAAGCGACCCAUGUAUUCAUGAUUGAACCCUUGAUGGAUAGUGGCCUGGAUUCCCAAGCCAUUAAUCGAGUGCAUCGCAUUGGACAAACUGCAAAGACAUAUGUGCAUCGUUACAUUAUCCAGAAUACGAUUGAGGAAAAGAUUGACGCCAUUCGAAUGGAUCGUCAAGUGACCUACGAAGACGAGGGUGAAGCUUCCUUACUUGUUUCGACGACGACAAAGAACUCCAAGGACAGCAAGAUUCCAGCCGGAGGUUUGGAUGGGGGACUCACAUCGGAGGAACUGAGAGAAAUUCUAUCUUCGAUAUGA
Molecule: messenger RNA, 5460 nt
Organism: Cylindrotheca closterium
Lineage: Eukaryota; Bacillariophyta; Bacillariophyceae; Bacillariales; Bacillariaceae
Source: the annotation of a GenBank genome assembly